Molecule: messenger RNA, 5002 nt
Organism: Myzus persicae (green peach aphid)
Lineage: Eukaryota; Metazoa; Arthropoda; Insecta; Hemiptera; Aphididae
Gene: Spn
Product: neurabin-1
Exons: 24
Coding region: 251-4396 (1381 amino acids)
Biological process (GO): actin filament organization; calcium-mediated signaling; neuron projection development
Cellular component (GO): postsynaptic density; actin cytoskeleton; cytoplasm
Molecular function (GO): actin filament binding
Source: RefSeq, a predicted model, not a curated record
UUAUCGGCAAAUGUUUUGCUGUGGCCUGUAAGUGUAGACUUUAGCUAUACGUUGAAGUGUAGUGUUUGCAGGUCGUGGAAUUCAAUAACUAGUCCGUACGAGUUCGUAGAAAAAUGACUUCCAAAUAGGUAGAUUAUUCGUGUUCUACAUCACGUUUCUCCGUCCUACGAGCAUGCACCACAAAAUACAGCGUGGACAUGAUUCACAAAGAUGUCAAAACGUUGGUGCAGUUAACAAACAUUUUUAAACUAUGUCUACUGUAACUGAAGAGAAAAAAUCGAUCAGAAUGGUCGGACCUAAAGUAUCUCAAAUUGCAAACAUUUUUCAACGUCCUACAGUGACUAAAGAUCCAGAUAUAAUAGUAGUUAAGCAAAAUGCUUCGCCUACAUUAGAUAAUAAAUUACCAGUUAAAGUAGAAACGCCUAAUCAAGUGACUGUUGUAAGGACUGAAAGCCACUUAGCAAGAUUUAAUAAUGCCAGAGCUCUUUUCGAAAAAUUGGGAACAGGAGAACCUAAACCUACUUUAUUGGAAAAAAUAAAACAGAGUAAUUCUCAAGACAGCAUUUGUGCUAAAUCAAGAUCUCCAAGUCCACCUUCAAGUAAUCUAAAAUCAAAUGGUAUUAUUGGAAGCGCACAGAGUCAUUCACAAUUAAAUGGCAGUAAAGUUGUAAAACCUAUUAAACCUGAAAAACCUGAUAAGAAACUCAAUAGUCGUGAAUUAAUAGAAAAACAGAAAAAUUGGACAUCUCAUUUUUCUAAAUCACCACGUUCAUCCAAUUCUAGGUAUAACAGUGAUCCUAGUCCUAAUGAAGUUAAAGAGUGGAUACCAGAUACCAAUACUGAUGGUAUUUCUCGGACAGCCUCAACUUCAUCGUUAUACAAAAAUGUUUCCCAUCCUACAAGUCCACCACCACCACCACCACCACCACCUCAAAAAGUUGAUGAACAUUUCAAUCAAAAUGAUGAAGAAAUUAAUUUAGACAGUUCUAGAACAAGUAAUAACCAGGUACCUGAAGAAAUAUCUAAUAAAAAAACAAUAGAGUCACUUUCUGGCAUUAAUUAUUCUGUUGAUAAGGAGAAACACAUAGAAGAACAUAUUUUUGAUAAUGAAUUAAAUGCUGAGACCAUGGAUGUAAAUACUUCUGAGGCUGUGACUGAAGAAAAUAAAUUAAAUACGUCAAUAAGUGAACCUGAAAUUAUUAAUGUGCCAAUUUCAUUAGACUUGUCAGAUUCAUAUAUAAAUCAAGAAUUACCUGUUAGUUUAAAUUCCACAUUUAAUGUACCCGUGGAUCAGGAUAUUGAAACCAUUAUUAGUGAUAUAAGUAUGAAUCUAAAUGAAGCAAAUUCUUCAACCCCUAAAGUUCAAUUCAGUAUUGGAGAUUCUGCCAAUCACACCGUGGCUACUGUUACUCCAUUAGAAAGUGAAAUUGAUUCUGGAUUUAUCUCUUCUGAAGCUGUGACUGUCCCUGAAUUAAGUAAAGGGUUAAUUGAUUUGAAUAAAAGUGACAAAUUUGCUGAUGACAAUGAUGUUGAAGAAAAUAAACUAACUCCAUUGACACUGGAUCUGGGAGAUACGAGUAUAAAUAGAAGUUCAGAAGGUAUAAUAGAUCUAGAGUCCUCAGGACAACCAGAUAUGAUGACACCAGAUGAAGCUGAACAAUUACUUAGUACAAAAAUUUUGGAAAAAAAGAGUAUUAGUCAAGAUAAUCUUUUGUCUGAUGAAGAAGCUAAAGAGAUUAAAAAAUUACUAUCGCCUUCUGAUAAUGAUCAAUUGAAUACAUCUGACUGGAUGAGUGAAGUUCUUUCCAUUGAAUCCAAUGAUAAUGUCAAUAAUCAAAGUCGAGAAAUUAAUGAAACUCAUGAUAAUUAUAAUAUGGAAGAUUUUCAAGUUGAUGAUUCUUGGGAGCAAAGUUAUGAAACAAAAACUGACACAUUAUCUGCUAAUAACGGGAGUGUUGAAUUUGAUGAAUAUGAAGUUGAUGGCGAUUUAUAUAAAUCCAAAGAAUUUAUUCCAGAACCCACCAGAGAAAUAUAUGAAGAAGGUGGUGUUCACUAUUAUGAAGAUGGCCAUUUUUGGAUGGAAGUUCCAGGACUACCAGAACGUGAUUCAGAUGAUGAAUCUCAUAUUGUGGUCAAACAAAAUAUGAAAGUGAAAUUUAGUGCUGAUCCUAUCAAAGUUUAUAGCACUUUUUCAAUGGGUGAAUAUGAUCGGCGUAAUGAAGAUGUAGAUCCUGUAGCUGCGUCAGCUGAAUAUGAAUUAGAAAAACGUGUGGAACGAUUAGAUUUGAUGAAAGUAAUUUUACUAAAAGGUCCAGAAGGUCUUGGCUUAUCAAUUAUUGGAAUGGGUGUUGGUGCAGAUACAGGUCUUGAAAAACUUGGUAUUUUUGUAAAAACUAUCACUCCUGAUGGAGCUGCUGCUAAAGAUGGCCGUAUCCAGGUUAACGAUCAAAUAAUUGAAGUUGAUAACAAGUCUUUGGUUGGUGUUACACAAGCAUAUGCUGCCUCUGUCUUAAGAAAUACUUAUGGUCAAGUUAACUUUGUGAUUGGAAGAGAAACUGAUCCCGAGAAUAGCGAAGUUGCUCAUCUUAUUCGCCAAUCAUUAGAAGCUGAUAAAGAAAGAGAUACUCAACGACGUCAGCUUGAACAUUCACUAAACCAAAAAUUUUUUGGUAAUGAUCGAACAGAAUCUUCUAGUGAAGAUUUGAGUAAAACUGAUGAAGCUGAUACUGUUCAAUCUUUACGUGAAUUGUUACAAGAAAGCCGAUUAAAUGUAGCUAAAGCUGAAGAUGAAGUUAGCAAACUGAAAACCAGGGUAGAAGAAUUAGAAUGGAAUGGUGCGAAUAAUAAAAAAGAAAUUGCUGAUAAACUCGUACAAUCUGGACUACACUUAAAUGAGUUGGAUAAAUGUUUAUAUGUUGCAAGAAGAGAUAAAGAGACUUAUCAAGGGAUGUUACAGACAUCAGAAGAACGUUAUAUCAACUUGGAAAAAAAAUACACAAAAUUGAAAAAAAUUCUCAAAGAAUUUCAACAACGAGAAACUGACCUUUUACACCGAGAAGAAUAUUAUUUGCAAGUGUUACAAGAAAAGGACACAGAAUAUAAUGCUUUGGUUAAAGCUCUAAAAGAUCGAGUAAUACAAGUUGAACAUGAACUAUUAGAUACUCAACGUCGGGCUGGUUUUCCUGUCCAGCUACCUCAAAAUACAACUAGCACUAGUCAUUAUUUAACUACUUUGACACCACUUGCCAAAAAAACAAAAGUUACUCCUGUUUUGCCAUUACUUCAACAACUUGGAGCUGAUUUAUCAGAAACAGAAGAUUGCUUUGAUGAUGAAAAAGUUGCUACUGUUGAACGAAAAUUACCCGUUAAAGAAGAGUUAGAUCGCGCUGUUCCUCCGCAUGAACUUUUAGAUGUAUCUUUAUCAAAGAGUAAAGCUGAAUUAGCUGCAAGGGGUCUUGCUACCCGACAAUUACCAACUAAUGCCCUUCGUAAAUCUUUAUCAAAUAGCAGCUUAGAUAACAAUAAUGAAGAAGUAAACCAUAUUGAAAACUCAAUAGUUUUAGAACCUACUAUUGAGUUAAAAGAUGUAUCAAGUAUUGACUCUAUGGUUCAAGAACAAAAACAAAUGCCACAGUAUGCGUCUGUUCAAAAACCACCACAUAACCAUCAACCUGAUCAAUUUUUGGCUCGUAUUCAACAAUCAACUCAUUGUCGUAAUUUAAAUGGUCCUCCGCCAUCAUUAGCCGAGCAGCUUAAGAUUGUACUUGCUGAACGUGAAUCACGUUUGUCAGAAUCAAAUAGUAUAUACUCGUCUGAUCAUAACAGUUCAACAAGUUCCUUUGCUGAUGAAAUCAGAGAAGCUAGCUUAAAUUUGAAGAAAGCCAAUACUCAAUGGCAACAUACUAACCAAUUGCCUCAAAGUUCCCCGUCUUCAGUAUCAUCAUCUGAAAGUGUAUCACCUGGUCAUUAUGCUUCUGAUUUAAAUAACUCCAAAGCAAUUGGAUCAACCGAUUCAAUUGACAUAUGGACUCCUCCUCAAUCGGCAGAUAGUUCAAUUACUGAGAGAAAAAACUCUCAUGUUUGGCACAAUGCACCUGUACACGAAUGGUCUAAAGAGCAAGUAUGUCAAUGGUUAUUAGCCUUAAGUUUGGAGCAAUAUAUAUCAAAAUUCAUGGAACAUCAAGUAUCUGGUGUUGGUCUUUUGAAUUUAGAUACUAAAGACUUUAAAAAUUUUGGUAUCAUUGGAGAUGAUAAGAAUCGACUUAAACGUAAACUUAAAGAUCUUAAAGCCCAGGCAGAAAAGGAAAAACGUCACACUGAAAAAGAGCGAAAAGAAAAAGAACGAUUACAGAGAAAAGCUGAAAAACUAGCUGAAAAAGCUAGUAAACGUAAAUAACUUUACCUUAAAGUAUUUUUGUCUUUGACUUCUAGUCUUUAGUGUAAGUGUUAAGUUUUUUCUAAGGAAAAAAAUUCAUAAUUAUUGGAUGUGACAUUUUGUAUAAUAUGUAUAGCAUUGAUAUACAUUUCCCUCUUAAGAUAUCUUUAUAUUCCUGAUACGUCUGAAGCCUACUUAUCAACAAUUUUUCAUGAGUAGAAUCAAAUAUAUUGCUCAUUAUAUUUAAGUACUUAAUUUAUUAGCAGUAUUAGAUAGAAUCGUGUAUACAAUUAAUUUAUUUUUUAUUCGUUUGACAGAACAUUCAAUAAUUUUUUUUUUUAUAGUUCAGCAUUUUAUACUGUAGAUGAUACUAAUAUACUAGGCUUUAUAAGUUUUUGUUUUAUUUAAAGAUGAGUAUAACUUUAUGUUCGUCAUAUUAAUACUAUUCCACAUUUAUUUCUUAUUAUCAGUGGGUAAAAAAUUAAUUUUUAGAGGACGUUUUUACCUAAAUUAGGUAUCCUGCUUUUCUAGUCGCUCUAUCUACUUAACUUAUGUUGAAAAAAUACUUCUUAUGUUUAAAGUUCAUUGUAUAAUAUUGUUUUUUUUUUUUAUUUAUACCACUUAUAU